This is a messenger RNA of Erinaceus europaeus (western European hedgehog), 951 nucleotides long. Its product is annotated as olfactory receptor 5B12-like. Gene Ontology annotation, molecular function: G protein-coupled receptor activity; odorant binding; olfactory receptor activity. Bases 1 to 951 code for a protein of 316 amino acids. Lineage: Eukaryota; Metazoa; Chordata; Mammalia; Eulipotyphla; Erinaceidae. The record is from RefSeq and is a predicted model, not a curated record. The transcript is spliced from 2 exons. Gene Ontology annotation, biological process: sensory perception of smell; G protein-coupled receptor signaling pathway. Gene Ontology annotation, cellular component: membrane.
AUGGGGAACAGAACAGAGGUGACUGAGUUCAUUCUAGUGGGCUUAAGCAGUGACCCAAACUUACAGAUCCCACUCUUCAUAGUCUUCUUAUUCAUCUACCUCAUCACUGUGGCUGGGAACCUGGGGAUGAUGGAAUUGAUUCUGAUGGAUUCUCGUCUUCACACCCCCAUGUACUUUUUCCUCAGUCACCUCUCUCUGGCGGAUUUUGGUUAUUCCUCUGCCGUCACUCCCAAGGUGAUGGCAGGACUCCUCACAGGAGACAAAAUCAUCUCCUAUAAUGCGUGCGCCACCCAGUUCUUUUUCUUUGUUCAUUUUAUCAAUGUAGAAAAUUUUCUCUUGGCCGUAAUGGCCUACGACCGCUAUGUAGCAGUCUGCAAACCCCUACAUUACUCCACCAUCAUGACGACAGGUGUGUGUACCUGUCUGAUCACAUGUUGCUAUGUCCUUGGUUUCCUGAAUGCCUCCAUCCACACUGGGAAUAUUUUUAGUCUCUCUUUCUGUGGAUCCAAUGUAGUUGAUCAUUUUUUCUGUGAUGCUCCUCCUCUUCUGACUCUCUCAUGCUCAGAUAACUAUAUCACCGAGAUGGUUAUAUUUUUUGCAGUGGGUGUCAAUGUUCCUUUUACUAUCCUGGUUGUUUUCAUCUCCUACCUAUUUGUAUUCAUCGCCAUCUUAAGGAUGCGCUCACCUGAAGGGCGUCAGAAGGCCUUUUCCACCUGUGCUUCCCACCUCACUGCUGUCUCCAUCUUCUACGGGACAAUCAUUUUCAUGUACUUACAGCCCAGCUCCAGUCAUUCCAUGGUGACAGACAAAAUGGCGUCUGUGUUCUAUACUAUGGUCAUCCCUAUGCUGAAUCCCCUGGUUUACAGCCUGAGAAACAAAGAGGUCAAGAAUGCCUUUAAAAAGAUGCUCAGGAAGAAGUACCCUCAGGCUAUCCCAACAAAGGGGAGAUAG